CUCGGCUGGGGCGCCCUCCGCAGGCGCGCAUGGCAGCCCCCGCGCGGUGAUCCCGCCGGCAGAGCGAGCAGCGCACAGCUAGCACGAGUCCCGGGCCGAUGUCCCAGGUGAGUGGCCAGCGCCCCCCUCACUGCGACGCGCCCCAUGGAGCCCCCAGUGCAGCCCCGGGCCCAGCCCAGAACCAACCCCUCCUGCCUGAGCUGGAGGUAGUAACAGGAUCCACUCACCCUGUGGAGGCAGCACUAGAGGAGGGCUCCCUGGAAGAGGUGGCACGUCCCAUGCCCCAAGGCAAUGGCCCUGGGGCCCCUCAGACCCUGGACAGCACUGACCUCGACGUCCCCACAGAAGCUGUGACACGCCAGCCUCAGGGGAACCCCUUGGGCUGCACCCCUCUAGUGGCGAAUGGCUCAGGCCACCCCUCGGAGCUGGGCAGCACCAGGCGGGCGGGGAAUGGUGCCCUGGGUGGCCCCAAGGCCCACCGGAAGUUGCAGACGCACCCAUCUCUCGCCAGCCAGGGCAGCAAGAAAAGCAAGGGCAGCACCAAAUCUGCUGCCUCCCAGAUCCCCCUCCAGGCGCAGGAAGACUGCUGCGUCCAUUGCAUCCUGUCCUGCCUGUUCUGCGAGUUCCUGACGCUGUGUAACAUCGUCCUGGACUGCGCCACGUGCGGCUCCUGCAGCUCCGAGGAUUCGUGCCUCUGCUGCUGCUGCUGCGGCUCCGGCGAGUGCGCCGACUGCGACCUGCCCUGCGACCUGGACUGCGGCAUCGUGGACGCCUGCUGCGAGUCCGCCGACUGCCUGGAGAUCUGCAUGGAGUGCUGCGGCCUCUGCUUCUCGUCCUGACCGCCGCCGCCCCCGCAGGGCCCCUCGCGCCGAAGCCCGGGGGGUGGGGACGCGCCAGGCCACCUCUGCGCAGGCGGGGGGGCGGGGUCGCUGCAGCACCGCCUCCUCGCGGUUCCCGGACCCACUGCAGCCCCGGACGCCUGGCAGGCUGUGUUGGGGCGGGGGCCGCGCCUGGACCCGCGGCCUGGGCUGCAGAACACUGUGAAAGUGGGGGCGCAGGAACGUGGGGGAGGCGGGGCCGGCGGGCUGUGCGCUUCUCUACCUCUCACCGCCCCUGGCGCCCGCCUCCCGCCGCCCAGACUCCGAGGACAGCAAAAUGUGAAGUGAGACACCCCAGCCCGCCCUGGGCCAAGCCCCUCCCCACUCUCCUUCUUGGGACCCGUGGGGGCCUGACCCAUACAGUGACUCCCGAGGUCCCCCCGGAGGGCAGGGCUGGGCCAGGAGGGACGGGAAUGGUAUAGACAAGACUGGAAGGG
Messenger RNA from Suricata suricatta (meerkat), 1315 nucleotides. It is a transcript of the gene MDFI, whose product is annotated as MyoD family inhibitor. The coding region runs from base 99 to 839 and encodes 246 amino acids. The transcript is spliced from 5 exons. The record is from RefSeq and is a predicted model, not a curated record. Lineage: Eukaryota; Metazoa; Chordata; Mammalia; Carnivora; Herpestidae.